Perca flavescens (yellow perch) is the source of this 1971-nucleotide messenger RNA. RefSeq names its product lectin, galactoside-binding-like b (gene lgalslb). The transcript has 6 exons. Bases 250 to 858 code for a protein of 202 amino acids. Lineage: Eukaryota; Metazoa; Chordata; Actinopteri; Perciformes; Percidae. Gene Ontology annotation, molecular function: carbohydrate binding. The record is from RefSeq and is a predicted model, not a curated record.
UGUGUGAUUAGCCUUCUCCCAACAGACGGGGAUUAAGCUUUUAGUCCGUAAUUAUGAUAAAGCAUACGUCAGCAGAUAUCCACCCAUUUCCGAGAGACAGUGGAGCGGAGGGAUGUCCUGCUAGGUGGCCGUGCUCUCUGUGAGACCCAGAAACAGGAAUAUCCUCCUGAGUCAGUGCCACGACGCUGACACACCACAGGCAGGCUGCCUCUGCUCCCAUAAUAAGCAUCCUAUGCUAUUCUGCUCAAGAUGGCGGUUCAGGCAGCUGAAAAGGACGGGAUAAACGUGGAAAAUGACUAUCUGAACGACUCGCUGGAGAACCCCGCCGGCCUCAUCUCACCUGACAAGGAGGAUUUAUCUCAUCUGCUGACGGUGCCAUUCAGCGGGCGAAUCCGUGGCGGCAUGCGGCCGGGGAAGAAGAUUAUAGUGAUGGGCAUUGUCGAAUUGGAGCCAGACAGCUUUGACGUGAGCUUAACCUGCGGCCGUGACUCGGAGAAGGAGGAGACUCUGCAUGACGUGGCCCUGAAACUCACCGCGCGCUUCACCGACCGCCAGUUCCUGCGCUGCGCCUGCAUCUCUGGGAAGUGGACACAGGAGGAAGUGUCCACCGACUACUUUCCCUUCAUCCCCGAUCAGCCUUUUAGGAUCGAGAUCCACUGCGAGCACCAGAGGUUCCGGAUAUUUGUGGACGGACACCAGCUCUUUGACUUUUAUCACAAAGUAAAAUCUUUGUCCUCUAUCGACACGACAUCCCGUCAGUCUCUGAGGAGAGUUUGCCAGACCAGCUUCCCAGUGUGGAGGAAAAUGAGACCCGUGACUCUCAGCAGGUCAAACAGGAGCAGGUGGAUUGGUGUAUAGGUCCACACGUGGAGGCCCUUACUUCCAACGAUGCUGAAGUCAGACAUCCUAAAUCGGAACCAACGGCUAACUGUGAGCUGUUCCCGUCUUUCACGGCUGAAACUGUGAGCGUAAACGCAAACAUAGAUGACCAAUGGAAUGAACCAGAUGAUACGUCGUCGCCUUGUCACAGUCAGCAGGUGCAUCGGUGUAUCAUUCCAGACCUGAAGGGUGACUUGUCCCAGGAUGUAAAUGUCAGACUAAUUGAAUCAGAUAACACUGCUGAGUCAGACUGCCAGCUCUUCCCAACUUUCGGCACUAUACCUCUAUACCUGAAUGAUGAUCGAUGGAAUGGGGGUCCCAGUGACGCUGCUUUAACAGAGCAGGAACCCGCCCAGAGGGACGAAAAGGCUUGCCGUUUCUGUGGCAAGCAGUUUAACAGGGACUCUGAUCUGAUAAGACACGUUUAUAAGAUUCAUAUGACUGCGAAGGCCUUUAAAUGCUCUGAAUGUGACAAGGAGUUUUCGUGUAGGGGCCAUCUGGUUGCACAUUCAAGAAUUCACAGAGGUGAAAAACCACACAAGUGCUCUUUCUGUAGGAAGUCAUUUGCUCAAAGGUCAAAUCUCAAUGUUCACCUGAGGUUGCACACAGGGGAAAAGCCAUAUUUUUGCAAAACGUGCGGCAAAAUGGUUGCCUAUAGUUACCAUCUCCAAACGUGUGGUAUGAAGGAGCAAAAAGGGAAGAAGUCAUUUUGCUGUUUGGUUUGUGGUAAACAAUUUCACUCAGCUUCGAAACUGGGGGUCCAUAAGAAGAACCAUGAAGAAAGGAAACCCCACACUGUUUUGUAGUCCUUUUGCCUGAUCAUCAGACUGAAUUGACAUAUGUUUCACAUCAUUCAUUCAUUUUCUAUUUAUCAUUUGAGUCUCAGGGCAAAUGAAAAAUGUAGCCAGCGAUUCACAGGUCUGGAGGACGAAGACAAACAAUCACAGACGCCUAAGAAUAUGUCUUCCGUUGCAGACCUCAACCUUAUUCAGUCCAGAUCUCUGACCAGUUCAAGCCUGACCUUUUAGUUCCUGUUACCGCUCAUGAGUCAUGGUUAUUGCACUUCUUCGUAAAUAAAAUAAACAUUUUUUU